Eucalyptus grandis is the source of this 2101-nucleotide messenger RNA. RefSeq names its product serine/threonine/tyrosine-protein kinase HT1. Gene Ontology annotation, molecular function: protein kinase activity; ATP binding. Bases 674 to 1735 code for a protein of 353 amino acids. The transcript is spliced from 3 exons. The record is from RefSeq and is a predicted model, not a curated record. Gene Ontology annotation, biological process: protein phosphorylation. Lineage: Eukaryota; Viridiplantae; Streptophyta; Magnoliopsida; Myrtales; Myrtaceae.
CAUAUGGCCUUCUCUGCACACCAUAAAAUCGCAACUCCACCACCUCACCCGACCCGACUCUCUCUCUUCCUCUCUUUCUCUCUCUCUCUCUCUCUCUCUCUCUCUACCUCUGCAAUCUGCAUCUUGAGCUUCAAAAACCUAACAUCUUCUUCUUCCUCUCUCUGAAAUUGCCAUGUCGUUGGGUUAUCUGUGUGAGAUCAAGAAAGACUGGAUCUUUGCUUCCUUAGUCAUGUUUCGGGAAAUGGCUGUCAUUCUCUGAUUUCCAUUGUUUUUUAUUUUAUGUGUUCUUGAUAGUUACGUCCGAUACCUGAGUGGGGCGGCGAAGGGAGAAAAACAGAUCACGUUUUUUUGUUGUGAAAAAGUAACGUGACCCUUUUCUUGAAACUGGAGUUCCGUGGUGGUUUCUGAUCCCAAGGCCGGGCCUUUUUCCUAUGAUUUAGCGCCUGCGGGCUAUAUUAAUUCCAGAUAAUUGAGGUUAGCGUUAAUGGGUGUUCGACUGUAGUGAAGAAUGUAGGUGGGUACGACGAGGUUUGAAGCUUUGAUGAAGCAGCUUUCUUGAUCGUGUAAGCGUUCGUUGGGUUCCGAAGUGGAGGUGGGCCAAAAAAGGAGGGAUCUUUACCUUUCCUUUUCUUCUUUCUGCGUUUGACGAUUUUGCAAGAUUUGGCAAUUACCCAUGAAUUUCCAGUGGCUGAAGCAAAUACCGCGCAAUGGGAAGUCGGAGAGGAGGCUUUCGCUUGGGGAAUACAAAAGGGCAGUGUCUUGGUCCAAGUACUUGGUCUCUUCUGGUGCAGAGAUAAAAGGGGAGGGAGAAGAAGAGUGGAGUGCCGACAUGUCUCAGCUCUUGAUUGGGGGCAAGUUUGCUUCAGGGAGGCAUAGCAGGAUUUACAGAGGGAUUUACAAGCAGAGGGAUGUCGCGAUCAAGAUGAUCAGUCAGCCGGAGGAGGAUGCGAACUUGGCCUCUUUGCUCGACAAGCAGUUCACUUCCGAGGUUGCAUUGCUGCUCCGGCUAUGGCAUCCGAAUAUCAUAACAUUUGUUGCAGCUUGUAAAAAACCACCCGUGUUCUGCAUCAUCACUGAGUAUAUGGCUGGUGGAUCGUUGAGGAAAUACCUCCAACACCAGGAGCCACAUUCCGUCCCUCUUAAUAUAGUUCUGAAGUUAGCCCUCGAGAUUGCACGGGGAAUGAAAUACCUUCAUUCUCAACGGAUUCUCCAUAGAGAUCUCAAAUCUGAGAAUGUGCUUCUCGGAGACGACAUGUCUGUGAAGGUAGCCGAUUUCGGUAUCUCAUGCUCAGAAUCUCAGUGUGGAAACACUAAAGGGUUUACGGGAACUUACCGUUGGAUGGCACCUGAAAUGAUCUUAGAGAAGCACCAUACCAAGAAAGUUGAUGUUUACAGUUUUGGCAUAGUCAUGUGGGAGCUCUUGACAACAUUGAUACCAUUUGAGGGUAUGACUCCAGAGCAGGCCGCGUUUGCAGUUUCCCAGAAGAACGCUAGACCACCACUGCCUCCAGAGUGUCCUCCGGCAAUUAGACGCCUCAUCAGCCGAUGCUGGUCAAGCAAUCCAAACAAACGUCCCCAUUUCGAUGAGAUUGUCCAGAUACUAGAGAGAUAUUCAGAAUCUCUUGAGCAGGAUCCGGAAUUUUUCUCGUCGUUUGUACCAUCACCCAGUCACACUAUUUUUGGAUGCCUACCAAAAUGUAUUGGCGGUCGGAGGUCUGCUUCCAUAAGGGCUUAGCAACCUUCCGCAAAUAAUUUAUGAUGCUAAUCGUGGUUUUAUAGACCAGAUCUACAUGUCUGAUUAUGAUCAAGAGCCUUAUGGUAGCAAGUCGCUGUCCUCAUCCCUAUUCCCAAACCAAAACAUGUGGGAGUGACAGAAAGUAUGUUGUCUCCCUUUCUUUGAUGUACUGGGUUGUUGUACUGCCUAAUCUAGAUUAUGACUCGAAGAAUACUCAUCUCUCUUGUUCUGGCAAAUGGUGGACAAGUCCAGCCAAGCUUUCUGAGGUCAAGUUCAAAUCUUGCUUUGAUGUAUUCCCUUAAAAGAACCGUGAGAUUCGACUUUUGACUAGGGAAAUAAAGAUGGGCAUGUAAUCAUGAUAGCUCA